Penicillium mononematosum is the source of this 1236-nucleotide messenger RNA. RefSeq names its product iron-sulfur cluster-binding protein, rieske family domain protein. Lineage: Eukaryota; Fungi; Ascomycota; Eurotiomycetes; Eurotiales; Aspergillaceae. The record is from RefSeq and is a predicted model, not a curated record. The transcript is spliced from 2 exons. Bases 1 to 1236 code for a protein of 411 amino acids. Gene Ontology annotation, molecular function: iron ion binding; 2 iron, 2 sulfur cluster binding.
AUGACUUCAACAAUCUCGUCGCUGUUUGGUUACAAACCAGAUGACUACAGAGCACCAAAGGCCCCAGCCGAACCCGUCAAAGCUCUCCCGGCUUCUUGGUACCGUUCGCCAGAGAUGUAUGAGUUAGAGAGAAGGGCCAUCUUCUCGAAGAAAUGGAUUUUGAUUACUCACAAAUUGCGUUUCGAAAAGCCAGGAGACUUCUAUCGCUUUGAGAUGGCUGGUUUUUCAUUUGUGCUUUGUCUCAACCGCCAGGGGAACUUGACCGGCUUCCACAACAUAUGCCGGCAUCGUGCAUUUCCCCUUGUCUCCCAAGAUGAGGGCAAUUUCCCGAUCCUUUCUUGCAAGUAUCAUGGAUGGUCAUAUGGACUCGAUGGAAAAUUGACCAAAGCGCCCAAAUUUGACGACGUGCCAGGAUUCAAGAAAGAGGAACAGAGCCUAUUCCCAGUUCAUAUUCAUGUUGACGCACUAGGUUUUAUCUGGGUUAAUCUCGACUCCUCCCCAACACCAAUCCCUUGGGAAGACGAUUUCCAAGGUGUCGACACACAAGAAAGAUUCGGGCAAUUUGAUUUCGGCCGGUAUAAAUUCGACCACACAUGGCACAUGAAUGGAAACUACAACUGGAAAGCCUUGGCAGACAACUACAAUGAAUGUUAUCAUUGCUCUGUGGCUCACCCGGACGUGGCAAAGCUGGCAGACCUGUCAUACUACUACACCGUCUCGAAAGCUGGACACAUCCAGCAUUUCUCCCGUCCGAAGCAAGACAAAGUGAAAGAUGACAUCAAGAAUGCCAGCACGUAUUAUUUCCCAAAUGCUUGCAUGACAGUUUCACCGCACUUUUUCUAUCUGAUGCGAUGCGUUCCAACUUCGGCAGGGACUUGUUCCAUGGAAUAUGAGGUCUAUCGGCAUCAGCAAGCAUCUGAUGAAGACUUCAAGUACAUUGAUUCAUUCUUCAAGCGUGUUUUAAACGAAGACAAACAUCUUUGCAAUGCAGCUCAAAAGAACCUAGAUGCUGGAAUAUUUGUCAAUGGGCAACUUCAUCCAGACCUCGAGAGCGCUCCUUUAUUCUUCCAAAACACCGUGAGGGGCCUUCUCAGGAACCAUCGAGACGAGGAAAAGCGCCAGAACAAGGAACUUUGGCCAGCUCGCCAGAGCUCCCCGGGCUCAGCCACUACCGAGGAUAUUGAAUUCUGUGCGGAACUAACAUGUAGUGGGAAAUACGGUAAUCUUGAAUGGUAG